UCAGUUCGUUGAGCUCUAUAACAUGUAUAAACACUACCUUCCCCCAGAACUGGCUCGCCUUGAUCCUCGACUCUUCUGUAAGGCACUGUUCAAGGCCCUAGGACUGGAUGAUAAGGACUUCAAAUUUGGGCUCACCAAGGUGUUUUUCCGGCCCGGGAAGUUUUCCGAGUUUGACCAGCUGAUGAAGAGUGACCCGGAGAACCUGGCAGCUCUGGUGAAGAAGGUGAAGCGUUGGCUUAUCUGUUCUCGCUGGAAAAAGGCACAGUGGUGUUCCCUCUCUGUCAUCAAAUUAAAAAACAAGAUCGUAUGGCGCCGGGAGCAGAUCAUCCGCCUCCAGAAAACUGUCAGAAUGUGGGGGGAUAUACGCAAGUUCAAACCUAAGUAAGUGUUUUUACCGACUAACCCCA
Mizuhopecten yessoensis (Yesso scallop) is the source of this 407-nucleotide messenger RNA. Its product is annotated as unconventional myosin-VI-like. The coding region runs from base 23 to 385 and encodes 120 amino acids. The record is from RefSeq and is a predicted model, not a curated record. Gene Ontology annotation, cellular component: myosin complex. The transcript has 3 exons. Gene Ontology annotation, molecular function: cytoskeletal motor activity; ATP binding. NCBI's taxonomy places the organism in Eukaryota, Metazoa, Mollusca, Bivalvia, Pectinida, Pectinidae.